AUGCAGCAUACAUUCUCCCUCCCCGGCAGCGGCCUGCGUGCGGUCCGCGUGCGUUCGGACUCGAGGCGAUCUGUGGCGCCCGUGCGCUCAGCCAGCAGGCGGCAUGCCGUGUCGGUUGCCGCAGCCCUCGCACCCCCGACCGUCGCCGACACGCGCUUGCGUUUCUAUGAGGCGUACCGCCGCCCCGUCCCCGCGAUCUACAACGUCGUGCUGCAGGAGCUGCUGGUGCAGCAGCACUUCAUCCGCUACAACGUCAACUACCAGUACAACGAGGUGUACGCCCUGGGCUUCGUGAGCGUGUUUGACCAGGUCCUGGACAGCUUUGACCAGGCAGAGCGCGCCAAGGUGUUUGACGCCUACAUCUCCGCCCUGGGGGAGGACCCGCGGCAGUACAGGGUGCGCGCGGCGGCCGACGUGGAGCGACUGGAGUCGGAGGCCGCGGCCCUGGGCGGCGCGGACGCCCUUACGCCCGACGCAGACGGGGGCGAGCUGCAGCGCGCGCUGGCGCGCCUGGCGGAGCAGUCUGCCGCCAAGCGGCUGCCCUACAACAAGUUCCUGGCUAUCGGCCUGUUUAGGCUCCUUGAGCUGACGGGCGCCAAGGAGCCCGCAGCCCUGGAGCGCCUGGUCAAGGCCGUGGGCGCGUCCCCCCAGGCUGUCAACAAGGACCUGCUGCUCUACAAGGGCAUCCUCUCAAAGAUGUCGGCCGCAAAGGAGCUGAUGAAGGAGUUCCUGGAGCGCGAGAAGAAGAAGCAGGCGGAGCGCGAAGCCGCCAAGGCCGCCAGGGCCGCAGCCCCGCAGCCCACUGGUGCCGCGGCCUAG
Monoraphidium neglectum is the source of this 819-nucleotide messenger RNA. RefSeq names its product thylakoid formation protein 1. Gene Ontology annotation, cellular component: chloroplast thylakoid. Lineage: Eukaryota; Viridiplantae; Chlorophyta; Chlorophyceae; Sphaeropleales; Selenastraceae. The record is from RefSeq and is a predicted model, not a curated record. The transcript is spliced from 8 exons. Bases 1 to 819 code for a protein of 272 amino acids. Gene Ontology annotation, biological process: thylakoid membrane organization; photosystem II assembly; photosynthesis.